AUGGUUAUAACUACAAUUGAUAUCGAAAGAGAUAUACGGCGUCGUUACAAUCGACGAAUACUUUUUUGUAUUCGAAUUAAAGGAGCUGCUUUACUUAUUGGUUGCUGGGAUUUGGUGAUCCACUCGGUUGCUUUAUGUGCUAUUAUAUUAAUGUUUGGGCGAGCACCUACACCAAGUACUCAAGUGAUGCCAAUAAAUAAUGAGCUAUAUGAUCGAGAACAAGCACCAUUUAUUGAUAAUUAUCAAGAAUCGUCAGUGAAUUUUAUAUCAAAAAAUGCAUUAUUAAAUCAUGGUCUUGAAAAUCGUAACAAAAGUCAACCAAUAAUUGAAAUAAAUGCAAGAAAUUUUUAUUCACAUUGGGAUUUAAUGACUAUUCAUUGGAUACAAUCACUUAGCAAACAAGACAAAUAUAUUGUAUUUGUUGUGAUUUUUUCGGCUACAAUAAUCAUAUUAGCACAUCUUUGUGGUGUAGUAGCCAAUAAACCAUCAUAUAUUGUUCCAUAUUUUCUCAUAAAAGUGUUCAACGUUAUAAUUGCAAUAGUAACAAUGCUAGGUUUUUAUGCUUAUUUACCUGACAUUAGAGUUUGGCUUCGAAUGCAACCACAUUUUCCGUAUAAAAAUUAUCUACUUGAAUUCGACUCACAAACACUUCAACUUAUUGUGUUUACUUUUCUUUUAUUCCUUAUUCUAUUCAAACUUUAUAUUGCGGCUAUUAUUUGGUAUUGUUACGGUUAUGUAACAGCAUUAAAAAUGGCACGAACACUCGGAACAAUUACAGCUCAUAGUGAGACAUCACAACCAAUCCUUGGAGACAUGUAUUCACCACCAAAAUAUGAAGAAGCAAUAAAGUCAAAUUCGGACCAGGAAGAUUAUGCACCUCCUCCAUAUACACCAUUACUGUCAUCCUAA
Messenger RNA from Rotaria socialis, 909 nucleotides. Lineage: Eukaryota; Metazoa; Rotifera; Eurotatoria; Philodinida; Philodinidae. The record is from the annotation of a GenBank genome assembly.